ACACGACACAGUGACGUCACGCACAGAUGGUCGCGGCUGUAAAAAAGCCAUGGCAAUCUGCACCCGUUCAACAGUUUAGACUUGUUUUUAUUACUUCUAAACAAAAUAGCUUUUUUGGCUUCUCAUACGCUUACAAGGAUGUUUUGAUUCUUGCUUGAACAGUCGCUAAGAUUAUAUUUGGUUAUGAUCUUGGCAAAAUAAUUAUUUUGGAUGCAGCAGUUGUUAGCUAGAAUGCUAACGCUCAUUGAUAGGCUGUAGCAAAAGCUAGCUGAAGAGCCAUUUUAUUGAAGUGUUUAAAAAAAAAAAAGUAUAAUGCGGUUAAUUUCUGAUGACCCAGACCUAUUAAGCAGGACAUUAAUACGAGCCUUAAAAUCCAAAAGUAGUGUGAAAUGCACUCAUGCAACAUGUAAAUAGAGGCUUUUUUUCCUGGUGUUCUACAAGAACUCUCCCUUGUUCUCCUACCACUUUUCGCUUAUCGCCCUCGUGCGGCAAUGUUUGCAAACAUAGUACAGACCCUGUGUUUCUAUGUUUUUCAUCAAUGCGCGCAGGACCAAAAUGGAGGAAAUGUCGAAGUGCUAUCACUUGUUAAAGCACGAGCCACUCUAGCCAAACGAUAUCCCCGCGCGUCCUCGUGGCUUGCAAUAUAAUUGGCUAGCUACCAAACCUUUCUGCAGGACCAUGAGGGUGUAAAAACUAUAUAUUUUUUUAUCCGAUUGUGAAAUAAUAGACCCUACGUAGCAAGCUAGCUGAAUGCUAACUAGAUGCUGGGAGAGUUUUUGUUACCUUGUUUGUCCCGUGCAGUUAGUAAGUUAGCUAGCUGAAAUUGUGUAUGUUUUUAGAUAUCUAACUGGUAAUAAUGAAGCCCAGCAGUCAGACGCAGUGCAGUAUUUUAUGCGUCAGUCAGUUGUAGCUAGUCUCGAGGUUGCCAGUGAUGGAGCAACAUGGUGCCCAGGGUAGCUAGGUAGCACUUUUAGUCUGUUAUUUUGACCCGACAACGUUAACUGUUAAUUAUGUUGGUUUCAAUACUGAUAAACACUUUCUGUUACAGGACGAAGUCUGAUCCAGGCGCAAUGAAACAGAAAAUAGACUCCAAUGACACUUGACUGCUUUGCAAGACAAGCAGUUGUUCUGUCAUGUUAGUUCAAUAACACCUGCGCUUUAUUCGCCAUGACUAUGAGAUCAACUUUGUUUGCUAAUGCAGGAUUUAAGCUGGACACAGAGAAACUUGACUUUGACAAAUCACAAAUGGGAACUGCAAACGUCGUGAAUUCCAUAACCAUCAAGAGAGAAUCCUGUGACUUUGUCAUUGAUGUCCAUGAAGUACAUGGGGCAAUCCACAAGACUGGAGGGGAGCUCCUCAGCAAAACAAAGCUCUUAGACCAGAAUUACAUCAUUCGGGCCCCAGUGGCUGCUCAAAAUAAAGCGGAAGGGGCACUGGUUCAAGGCGACAAUUGGGAAAGCACAGGGGUGCUGUCAUCUUCCGUCAGACAAAUGGGGGGUGAGGGAAUCCCAAUUAAAGGUAAACUCAUUCUGAGUGACAGUAUGGAUAAUACAGAGUUGGUUUCAAACAAUAACUCCAAGGAUGCUGGUACUGAUGAGCGCACCAGAGGUGUCUCCCCUGGAGGAGUUGUCAACACUGCAUCCAUUGAGCUCAGCACAGAGGGCAAGUGGAGGAACAUCAGGAAAACCCCUGCUAACCCCCACACACAGGCCACCUGCCUCCAGCAGAUUCUCCUUCUUCAGCUGGACUUGAUUGAACAACAGCAACAACAGCUGCAGUCCAAGGACAAGGAGAUAGAUGAGCUGAAAGCUGACAAGGAGACGUUGCUGGCGCGUAUUGAGCGUAUGGAGCGCCGUUUGCAGCUGACGAGGAAAGACCCACGUGAUAAGCGCCUAUUUCAGCCGCUUCAGCCCUGGACCCCAGAUAAAGAGGACCUGUGGGAUCUAGAAGUGGGUGACAGCCCCCAGACUCCCACCCCUAGGUCACUCCCCUUCAGCCGAGGAGGCAAAGGCCUCAAAAGGAAAUUUUGCUUCCUGGACUCCAAAAUCCAUAAGUCACGAGGAGGCAAAGGCUCCAAGUUCGCCGCCUCUAAGUCAGAGUGUGGAGCUGGCUCUCCACAUCAGAGGGAGCUGCGCAAUAAAGAGACCCCAGAGAAGACGGGGUUUGGUCGGUCAGCGGUAGAGAGGGGUACUCUGCAACCGAGCAAUGAGGACCCGGAGCUCACCGCUCGGAUGGAGGAGCUCCCUUUCAUGUCGACUACUGAGAUGUACCUGUGUCGUUGGCAUCAGCCUCCCCCCUCCCCCCAGCGCGAGCCAUCCCCAUCCCCAAACAAAGAGGAGGUUGUGGCCAUCCCCUCUUGGAGGGAAAACAUUAUGGAGCCCUUGGAUGAGGAAGCUGCCAGUGUCAUCCCAGAGAUGUUGGACGACAGUGUCUUUUUGAAGCGCCACGCAAAGCUGGAGUUGGAUGAGAAGAGGAGAAAAAGAUGGGACAUUCAGCGUAUCCGCGAGCAGCGCAUGUUUCAGCGUCUGCAGCAGCGCAUGAACAAGAAGAAGGGGAUCCAGGAAAGUGAGCCAGAGGUCUCGUCGUUUUACCCGGACACUGAAGAUGUCGAGUCCAUAAUCAUCACCCCUUUCCUGCCUGUGGUGGCCUUUGGCCGGCCAUUGCCGAAGCUCACUCAACAAUGGUACCAUGGUGUAGGUGGCGGGGCAGGGCGAGUUUCACAGAAAGACCUUUCAUCAAAAUGAACUUUGACCUGCCUUGGCUUGACGAGCGAAGCCGCUGCCGCAUUGAGGUGCCCAAGAAACACACGCCACACCGGACCUGUCGGAAGUGAGGUGGUAUCUGCGUGUGACAUGCAAAAGAGAGAGAGAGAGCGCGCACCCUUCUUUUCCCAGAUGUGAAAAGUUUUAUUUUGUGGGUUUAGGCCGUCAGUGGUGUAGCAUGCACCACUCUCAGUAGUCUGUGGAAAAGUAAACCACUGUCUUCCCGUGUGGUUACUUGCCAGCUGGCCUGGAGAAGGAGCUGCUGGAGAUUAAGAAAAUGGCUACCAAAUUGGUUAGCUAUGGUAAAUUUGGUGCCCAAUCUACUCAAAAGGAAUGAAAAGCUGCCCCCCCCCCCCUCUUAGAUAACAGACCCCCUACUAACAGCUAAGUGAUUAUAAGGUAAAACACAACUGUUACUUAAUGUCUGUAGUAAGUAACUAUUUAGUAAUAAGCAUGUUCUGGAAUUUGGUGUAAUGUAAUACUUAAUUACUGCAUCACUAAAAUGUGUAACUUUUGAUUAUUACUAGAUUAUUACAUAGUUGUCAACCUGACUUAACUUGGACUGUGAUCUGAAGGGUAAGAGAAGUGAUAUUUUCUGAUUUGACUGAAUGGUAGUGCUUGAAUUGUACAAUAUGCACAUUGCUACAACUAACCCUGUGUGCUGGAAGCUCCAUUGGCAUUUACAUGCUCGGUGUUUUGCUUAGAUUGAAACUCUGAACUAUUUUCCCUGUUUGUGUAUUAAUUGUAAUAAUAUUUCCUUGUGUGGACACCGCUUCAAGCGACAGGUUUUAUUAUUGUGCACUAAAGUGUGGAUAUAUGUUUGAUCCUCACUCUGCAUGUAUGUUUUAUCACAAAUGCAGUAAAUAUAAGAUAAAUGUCCACUUCUGAUGCUAAAUUGAUUGUCAAUACUUUGCAUCAUGAAGAGAAGUUGAUUGUUUGAGUACUUCUAGGCAGAAAAAAUUGGCUGUUAAAUUAGAGAACCAUGGGUCUUCUACAGUAUGCUUCCUUUUUUUCCCCAUGAUUUUAUCAUGUGAGUCUGCAUGAUAUUUUUUGAGGUGACAUCUGUUCCAAGAGAUAUCAACUAUCAGCAUGGUAGAUCUGUAAAUGAAACAUUUCCGCUGGGUACAAUUCCGAGAAGAGUAAUAUCUGAUUUAAUUUUGAAAGCAUGACUCUGGCUGCAUUAUUCAAAAAGCACUGCUUUGUUUAGACUGCCUUGUUUCUAGAACAUUCUCUGUGAGGAAUUUGCUCGAGUUUUUCAUUUUAGUUUGUUCCCCCCCCCCAUUACAUCACAAUAAAUUGCAGUAGACAACUGAGAUGUAGAUAUCAGUCCUACGAUGAAGUUCAGAAUACAUGGGUUGGCAUUAGAGUAGCCUAAUCAGCUAGAGCACUCAAACUUAAUGCUGGGUAUUUUCCUUCUCUUAAAUGCUAACAAUACUGGCAUCGAGCACCUGGCGAUAUUAAGCGUGUGUUCUGUCAUGUGUUAUCGCGUCAACAUUUUUACUUUUGGCUCAAUGGCUUCCUGGCUCUCCGACGCUACAGACCACAAAAUACAGGCUGGUUUUGAAAUAAUGCAAAAUUGUUCUUCUGUACAUAGCUUUCAGGAACAAAUGUUGUAAAUAUGAAAUACAUGGCUUAUUUUUGUAUUAUUUAAAUGUUUGUGUACAUUCAAUAUUGUUCUGAUAAUUGUAUGUUGACCAAAUAACUUACAAAAGUUUGUUUUGGAAUAAAAAGAAAUUAAGCUUA
Messenger RNA from Salmo salar (Atlantic salmon), 4506 nucleotides. It is a transcript of the gene msl1b, whose product is annotated as MSL complex subunit 1b. Gene Ontology annotation, cellular component: MSL complex. Lineage: Eukaryota; Metazoa; Chordata; Actinopteri; Salmoniformes; Salmonidae. Gene Ontology annotation, molecular function: chromatin binding. The record is from RefSeq and is a predicted model, not a curated record.